AUGUCGUUGAAGGAUUUCAUAACGCUGCUGUGCAUUUUGUCGUUGGGCGGUGUGUACGGGGUGACGGAGGAAGUAGUAAAUUUACAUGAUUUACAAGUUAAGACGACGGCCGGGUGUGACGUUGAUGUCCCAGUCAAGGAUUUAAGUAAUAUUCACGAAAAUAAGUUAUUGGAAAAACCUAAAGAGAACAGCACAGAACACAAAAACGAAGAGGCGUCUACUUUGCGGGUUUCAAACACGGAACUGAGCGGUAGUGGAAACAGCAAUUUAACUGAGAGUGAACCGUCGUCCGUGCAUGCACGCAAACUACCCAACUUGGGCAUCAAGUCAAAGCGGCCGGCAACGCUUUUCGCGCCCGAGUCGAAGCCUUUCAAUAUACUCAGUCAACUGCAAUUGGAUGAAGUACGUGAUGCGCAAGAGCAGCUUCUGCUCAAUCCGGCAAAAUUGAAAGCAGGGAAGAAAUUGAAAAAGAAGAAAAAGAAGAAGAAAAAGAAAAAGAAGAACAAGAAGAAACCGAUCGGUGAGGACGCUACAAUUUUCUAUACACAGCUCACUACAAAGCGACCACAUUAUUAUUACACGAUUACAACCACCAAGGUGCCGAAGAAGAUCAAGUAUAUCGUGCGCAAAAAGAACACGCUAAAAAAGAAAAAGAAGGAAUAUCUCAAUCACUUGAAGCAUGUGCUCUACCCUUUCAUCAAGUUUAUCGCCUUCUUUACGGUACUCAAUCCAUUCACAUUGAAAGUUUUCCUCUUUGCGCUCAUUUCGCCAGUUGUCUUUGGGUUUCUAGGUUUUAUGGCGCUUAGCUUCAUGAUAAAACCGGGACUGCAUCUGCUUUUCGAUGUGAAAAAGCGCGUAGACAUCAUCAAGCGAAAGAAAUGGCGUGAGAAAAAGCGCCGCGAACAUUGGCUCCACGGUCGUCGGCCGAUCACCAUCCACAAGCACUACUAUAAGAAUGUGGUUGUGCCAAAACCACACAAACCGCACCCGCCACCGCAUAUAUUGUCGCAUCCACCUUCGCAUAUAUUAUCACAUCCACCACCGCCAAGUUGGCCCGAUUGGAUGCGUUCGGAUCAAAUUAAUUUCAAACCAAAACCACAGAUUCAAAGCCCACCGAAAGGGAUCAUUCGGAAUACACACCACGAACGUCUUAGACCGACAAACCUACAGUUUAAUCCGAUAUUACCCGAGGUUGAAGAUGAAAUUGAGGAUUGGCCUUAUGGAUCAACACCAUUCGGUGGAAGACCACCGCCGAAAGUUGAACACGCAUCAAUCCAGUUUAAACGCCCACGACCAAAGUUGCGACAUCGCAAUCACUUUGUUCCGCCACGUUAUGAAAAGACACACGACGAUUCACUUUCUCAAGGCUCGUCUGCAGGUUUUGAGGACGCUCCCUUUCUGUAG
Molecule: messenger RNA, 1404 nt
Organism: Bactrocera tryoni
Lineage: Eukaryota; Metazoa; Arthropoda; Insecta; Diptera; Tephritidae
Exons: 1
Coding region: 1-1404 (467 amino acids)
Source: RefSeq, a predicted model, not a curated record